Messenger RNA from Closterium sp. NIES-65, 12271 nucleotides. Lineage: Eukaryota; Viridiplantae; Streptophyta; Zygnematophyceae; Desmidiales; Closteriaceae. The record is from the annotation of a GenBank genome assembly.
AUGUGGCCGUCCGUUUACGAGCUAUCUACAGCUACUCGUGAUGCAGUAGACGCGCCAGAUAGCUUCUCAAACACGCGUGCGCCGCCCGUUCAAACCCGAACGCCGUCCUUACAGUCGACGCGGGAGGCGGCUAAGGCAGCUAGCAGCUUCACAGACAGGCGCGCGCUGGCCGUUCAAACCCUAACGCCGCCUCCCGGUACUAGUCACACUCCUGCACGCCCCGUUUCCCCUUCUGUAGCGCCGUCGCCUGUAGCCAAAUCGGAUCCGGACUAUGACGAGGACUACUAUAGCGAGGAUAACGGGCUGGACGAAUCCGGGCCUGAAGACGUGGUUUGGGUGGGAAACAUUUCUCCGGGCAGCAAUCCGACCCCGCUGCCCGACGACAAAAUGUUGCUGAAGCGGAAUAGGCGAUCAACGACGAGUGGGGCUGCGGCGACGGGCAGCGACAACGUACUGGCAGCGCUCAGGUUGAAGGUUCUCUUUCCCUCGGGCGCGCAGGGGAAGUCGAAGAAGGGGAAGCAGGUGGUGCGGAUUUACUUCGACGUGCGCAAGAUCGUCGGCAACGAGACGUGCCGCGACUGCCUCGUGUCGUGCGCGCUGGACCAAUGGAUGAUUCCGUGCGACACGUGGCGAGUGCGGCUGACGGACGUGCAGGACGGUUACCACCGGUUCGACGUGGUGGCGCAGGAGAAAAGCGGGCAGGCGAGCGGGUGGGGCAUUCUGGACUUCGUGGUGGGCGCGCCGGGCGGAGUGGAGGCGGGAUCAGUGGCAGCAGUGCCCAUGCAGCCCAGCAUGACCUACACGAGGAUCACCCAGCAGAGCAACCGCUCCCACGUCACCAUCCUCUUCAACCGCCCCUGCCCUGCCUUCCGCUGCAACGCACACUUCUGCUCGGGCAACAACACCGUCAUUCGCAUCCGAUAUGAUCUGAGCAAUUUCACAGUGGCGCUGCUGGCAGCCGCCAUGCAGCCGGUCAGCCUCACAUCUCUCACCGACACCUAUGGAGACCAGCUCGCUUCCUGGCUCUUCUCCUCCCACCGCCCCCUCGACCUCGUCUUCUACCUCGUCCUCUCCACUCGCAUCCCCUCCGUCGCCCCGCUCACCCCCACUGUGGCGAAUAUCUCUGAGACUGCUGCUGGGGGUGAUGAGGGUGAUGAGGAGAGUGAAGCGGAAUCGGAUGCUCCGUUGAAUUUCGAGGAGACCGCAGGAGGAGGUGCGGGAGGAGUGGGGGGGAGAACAGGGCCUGCCGCAGCAGGGGUGUCAAGAGCGGCACUAAGCUCUGGGAAGGCGAGGAGCGCAGGCGGUGCAGCAGGUGACGCAGCAGAAGAUGGCACGGAUGCGACAAGCUCUGCGUCGUCGCUGAAGCAGCGGCUGCUCAACUCGCUCAACGUCACUGGCGGCUACCCGGUGGUGCUCGCCCGGCUUUCAGGCCGGCUGUUCAAGUUCCGCGUGAUCAUCCAUUCUCCCUGCCAUCCCUCUUCCUCCUGCCAUCCCUCUUCCUCCUGCCAUCCCUCUUCCUCCUGCCAUCCCUCUUCCUCCUGCCAUCCCUCUUCCUCCUGCCAUCCCUCUUCCUCCUGCCAUCCCUCUUCCUCCUGCCAUCCUGCUUCCUUCUGCCAUCCCUCCCUACCCUCCUCUGACCGCCAGGUGGUGCCAUUUGUGAACCCGGGCAUCAUCACAGUGACAGUGAAGCCCAACACGCUCGUGAGUGUGCACGGCAACCUCAACCAGCAGUCCAACACCGCGGCCAUCAUCUUCGGUGCGUGCCUGCAGCCCUCAGAAUGGCUGAGUAUCAUUGUUACGUUAUUAUUCAAAUCCCAACGCCUCGUGAGUGUGCACGGCAACCUCAACCAGCAGUCCAACUCCGCCGCCAUCAUCUUCGGCACCCACCCGGCCAGCAUGCACCUGUCUCUACUGCAUGACCACCACACCCACUUCCUAUUUUCCUUGACUCCUUCUAAGCCCCCACGCCUCUUCCCAACCCACCCCACCAUCCCCCCCGACCCAAACACCUGCCAGGCCAGGCACCCACCCAGCCAGCCAGCAUGCACCUCUCACUCCUGCAGCACCCUGGCACCUACCGCAGCGGACUGGGCUCGGGACCCAUCAUGUGGCAGCACUGCACCGGACAACACCGCCCCUGCUGACUCCUCCUCGCUGCCCUCGCCACCCUCGCUGGCUUCAGUGCUGCCCUCUGCAUCUCAUCCGUUCCUACCUCACCCCAUACCUCUCUCCCCUGUUGACCUGCCAGGCACUCACCCCGCCAGCAUGCACCUGUCACUCCUGCAGCACCCCGACACCUACCGCAGUGGGGCACCCACCCAGCCAGCAUGCACGUGUCACUCCUGCAGCACCCCGACACCUACCGCAGUGGGGUGGGCUCAGGGCCCAUCAUGUGGCCCCCGGGCAGCACCGUGCCGGACAGCACUGCCCCUGCUGACUCCUCCUCACUUCCCUCCUUCUGACUCCAUCCCUCCCCCCACAGGCACCCACCCAGCCAGCAUGCACGUGUCACUCCUGCAGCACCCCGACACCUACCGCAGUGGGGCACCCACCCAGCCAGCAUGCACGUGUCACUCCUGCAGCACCCCGACACCUACUGCAGUGGGGUGGGCUCAGGGCCCAUCAUGUGGCCCCCGGGCAGCACCGUGCCGGACAGCACUGCCCCUGCUGACUCCUCCUCACUUCCCUCCUUCUGACUCCAUCCCUCCCCCCACAGGCACCCACCCAGCCAGCAUGCACGUGUCACUCCUGCAGCACCCCGACACCUACCGCAGUGGGGUGGGCUCAGGGCCCAUCCUCUGGCCCCCGGGCAGCACCGUACCAGACAGCACUACCCCUGCUGACUCCUCCUCGCUGCCCUCGCCACCCUCGCUGGCGCCAGUGCUGCCCACAGCGUCGCCCAGUAAUGGAUCGAACUCAGCAGCAGGGGGAGCAGCAGUAGGAGGAGCAGGAGCAGUAGCAUCAGAAGCAGCAGGGGCAGCAGGAGCAGCGGCACCGGCAGCAUCGUAUAAGGUGGCGCAGAGGGAGCUGACGUUUCUGAUCAACGCGUCGGCGCCGGUGUCUAGCAUACGGCAGGGCACGAUCGUGGUGAAUGGGACAGACGGUGCCCGCGUGGAGUGGGUGGAGCGGGUCAGCCCAGCGGCCUUCCUAGCUCGCAUCACCCUGCCCCAGUCAGCACCUCCCCCUGCCGCCCUCUCCAUCUCCCUGCUUCCCGGCGCCGCCACCACCCCCUGGGGCACCACGUCGCUCGCCUCCAACACCAUCCAACCCCCUGGGGCUCCAUUGGAUAACCUCCCCCUGGGGCUCCAUUGGAUAACCUGUAAGCCCCCUGGGGCUCCAUUGGAUAACCUCCCCCUGGGGCUCCAUUGGAUAACCUGUAAGCCCCCUGGGGCUCCAUUGGAUAACCUCCCCCUGGGGCUCCAUUGGAUAACCUGUAAGCCCCCUGGGGCUCCAUUGGAUAACCUCCCCCUGGGGCUCCAUUGGAUAACCUCCCCCCCUCUGCAUGUCAUCGCAUCGCUCUCCGUCUCCCUGCUUCCUUCCUGCUGCCGCCACCACCUUCGUUCUCCCCCAUUCCGCCCUACCUCUCUAUACCACUCCCCAUGCCUCCCCACCGCUCCCCACCACUUUUCACCCUUCCCCCUCUCCCCCAACCCAGACGCGCCCUCAGCCACGGCCAGCAUCAUCGGCACCACCAUCAGCGUCACCACGGUCACAGCAGCAGCUCUCUCCGCGCUCUACUCGCUCUCCUCCUCUGCCCUUACCACGCGCGGCCUCCUCCCCCCCAUGCACGGCCGCCUGCCCCUCUCCCCCUCCAGGAACCUGCUCCACAUGUUCUCAUCUCUGCAAGUGUUUGCCUUCGCUGCGUGGUUGCGGGUCGACCUGCCUCUCACCUUCCUGGAAACUGCGCAGCAGCUCUGGUGGGUGUUGCCGCAUGCCCCCCUGCCCUGGGCGCAUGACUCGCCAGUGUAUGGGGAGGAGGGGGAGGACGGGGGGGAGGUGGGCGAGGGGGGAGCAGCAGGGGUGGGAGCAGGAGAAGCAGGUGGCAACAAGUCCGCCCCUUCCUCCCCAACUGACGCCCGUUUGGACCCCCCUGCUCCCACUCCCUCACCUGCUGUCACCGCUCCUGCAGGAGUGCCAGUGGGUGCAGUGGCAGCACGGGGUGGGGUGGUGGGAGGCACGGGAGGAACAGCAGCAGCAACAGCAGCAGCAACAGCAGCAGCAGCAGCAAGCAGUGCGCCUGCUGUGGUGCCUCCGGCUGUAGCAGGGAAGGCGGCUGCUACAGCCACUGCUGCUGCUGCAGCAAGGGCAGCUGCAACGACCAGAGCAACAGCAGCAGCGACAGCAGCAGGAGAAAUCACUGGAGCAGCCGCCAAGGCUACAGCCGCAGGAGCUGCAGCACCAACGGAUACUAUAGCGGCAGCAGGGCGUUUGACAGGGCCGAAGGAGUUUGGUCCGGUUGCUGCUGCAGCAGAUGCGGUGAUGGGGGAUGCAGAGGGUGGUGUGGAGGAUAGUGGGGCUUCUGCUGUGGAGAGGCACCUGAGAGAGAGGAGAGGUGGGGUGACAAGAGGAAGAGGUGGGAGUGUGAUGCUUGAAGAGAGUGAGGAAAGGAAUGAGGAGGAGAGUGAGGAGGUGAGUGAGGACAGCGGGAUUGAGGAUAGUGUAGAGAGGAGUGAGAAGAAGAGUGAGGAGGAGGGAAGGGAGAGAGGACAGGAGUUUGUCGUGGGGAGUGAGGAGGAGAAUGAGGAUGAGGGCGAAGGGGGGAGUGAGUCGAGUGAUGAGGAGAGUGUGGAGAGUGAAGAGGGCGGACGUAAGGACGGUGAAUGGAAGGAAGAGAGAGGGUGGGGUAGCCGGAAGAGGGGAGUGGGGAGAGGCGAGAGGGGAGUGGGGAAGGGCGAGAGGAGAGUGCAGGGUCUGGCCAGCGUGCAAUGGAGGAGGAGGGGGACAACGAGGGCGAGGGGAAAGUGGUUGCGAGAGAGGGUGGGCGCAUGGGGGAAGAGGAUGGGGGGAGUGUUGCUUGGUGGGGGAGGAGAGAAAGCAGCACUGUGGAAGGUCGUGCAGAGAUGGGUUUGGGGAGGGAUAAGAAGGGGUGUUGGGAAGGCAGGGAGUACGGGGAGUCGAGGGGCGGAGGUGGAGGAUAGCAGGGCAGGUGGGGUGCAGCACAGCAACUAUGGUGGUGAUGAUGGUGGUGAGAGUGAUGGCGACGCUGCCAUGCAAACAUUCCAAGGGCAGACCAUCCUGAGCCGCAUGGGGAGUCAGGAGGCUAGCCAAGGGGGCACAAGCGCAGCUGGCGCCGGCAGCACAGCGGCCCCUAUCAGCCACACAGACAACGCCAGGGGUGACCUGUCAAGGGCCAUGAAGCAGGAGAAGCUGCCCUGGCCCAUGCGCCGCCUCCUUGUCUUCUCUGCUCAACCCCCUCACCCCUCUAACCCCUCUAACCCCUCUAACCCCACUAACCCAUCUUACCCCUCUAACCCUACUAUCCUUCCUAUUCCCUCUAACCCAUCUUCGUCGGUCAUUCUUCCCUUCCUCAACGUCCCCAUUCAACAGCUUCUGUUCAGUCAUACUCAGCUGUCCAUUCUCCUGCCCUUCCCUGCUCCGCUCUGCUCUGCCCUCUCCUGCCUUACCCUGUCCUGCCCUGCCCCGUCUCCCCCUCUCUCCGCUGCCCCGUCUCCCCCUCUCUCCGCUGCCCCGUCUCCCCCUCUCUCCGCUGCCCCGUCUCCCCCUCUCUCCGCUGCCCCGUCUCCCCCUCUCUCCGCUGCCCCGUCUCCCCCUCUCUCCGCUGCCCCGUCUCCCCCUCUCUCCGCUGCCCCGUCUCCCCCUCUCUCCGCUGCCCCGUCUCCCCCUCUCUCCGCUGCCCCGUCUCCCCCUCUCUCCGCUGCCCCGUCUCCCCCUCUCUCCGCUGCCCCGUCUCCCCCUCUCUCCGCUGCCCCGUCUCCCCCUCUCUCCGCUGCCCCGUCUCCCCCUCUCUCCGCUGCCCCCGUCUCCCCCUCUCUCCGCUGCCCCGUCUCCCCCUCUCUCCGCUGCCCCGUCUCCCCCUCUCUCCGCUGCCCCGUCUCCCCCUCUCUCCGCUGCCCCGUCUCCCCCUCUCUCCGCUGCCCGUCUCCCCCUCUCUCCGCUGCCCCGUCUCCCCCUCUCUCCGCUGCCCCGUCUCCCCCUCUCUCCGCUGCCCCGUCUCCCCCUCUCUCCGCUGCCCCGUCUCCCCCUCUCUCCGCUGCCCCGUCUCCCCCUCUCUCCGCUGCCCCGUCUCCCCCUCUCUCCGCUGCCCCGUCUCCCCCUCUCUCCGCUGCCCCGUCUCCCCUCUCUCCGCUGCCCCGUCUCCCCCUCUCUCCGCUGCCCCGUCUCCCCCUCUCUCCGCUGCCCCGUCUCCCCCUCUCUCCGCUGCCCCGUCUCCCCCUCUCUCCGCUGCCCCGUCUCCCCCUCUCUCCGCUGCCCCGUCUCCCCCUCUCUCCGCUGCCCCGUCUCCCCCUCUCUCCGCUGCCCCGUCUCCCCCUCUCUCCGCUGCCCCGUCUCCCCCUCUCUCCGCUGCCCCGUCUCCCCCUCUCUCCGCUGCCCCGUCUCCCCCUCUCUCCGCUGCCCCGUCUCCCCCUCUCUCCGCUGCCCCGUCUCCCCCUCUCUCCGCUGCCCCCGUCUCCCCCUCUCUCCGCUGCCCCGUCUCCCCCUCUCUCCGCUGCCCCCGUCUCCCCCUCUCUCCGCUGCCCCGUCUCCCCCUCUCUCCGCUGCCCCGUCUCCCCCUCUCUCCGCUGCCCCGUCUCCCCCUCUCUCCGCUGCCCCGUCUCCCCUCUCUCCGCUGCCCCGUCUCCCCCUCUCUCCGCUGCCCCGUCUCCCCCUCUCUCCGCUGCCCCGUCUCCCCCUCUCUCCGCUGCCCCGUCUCCCCCUCUCUCCGCUGCCCCGUCUCCCCCUCUCUCCGCUGCCCCGUCUCCCCCUCUCUCCGCUGCCCCGUCUCCCCCUCUCUCCGCUGCCCCGUCUCCCCCUCUCUCCGCUGCCCCGUCUCCCCCUCUCUCCGCUGCCCCGUCUCCCCCUCUCUCCGCUGCCCCGUCUCCCCCUCUCUCCGCUGCCCCGUCUCCCCCUCUCUCCGCUGCCCCGUCUCCCCCUCUCUCCGCUGCCCCGUCUCCCCCUCUCUCCGCUGCCCCGUCUCCCCCUCUCUCCGCUGCCCCGUCUCCCCCUCUCUCCGCUGCCCCGUCUCCCCCUCUCUCCGCUGCCCCGUCUCCCCCUCUCUCCGCUGCCCCGUCUCCCCCUCUCUCCGCUGCCCCGUCUCCCCCUCUCUCCGCUGCCCCGCUCCCCCUCUCUCCGCUGCCCCGUCUCCCCCUCUCUCCGCUGCCCCGUCUCCCCCUCUCUCCGCUGCCCCGUCUCCCCCUCUCUCCGCUGCCCCGUCUCCCCCUCUCUCCGCUGCCCCGUCUCCCCCUCUCUCCGCUGCCCCGUCUCCCCCUCUCUCCGCUGCCCCGUCUCCCCCUCUCUCCGCUGCCCCGUCUCCCCCUCUCUCCGCUGCCCCGUCUCCCCCUCUCUCCGCUGCCCCGUCUCCCCCUCUCUCCGCUGCCCCGUCUCCGCUGCCCCGUCUCCGCUGCCCCGUCUCCGCUGCCCCGUCUCCGCUGCCCCGUCUCCCCUGCCCCGUCUCCCCUACCCCGUCUCCCCUGCCCCGUCUCCCCUACCCCGUCUCCCCUGCCCUGUCUCCACCAUUCACUGGCUCGCCAGUCCGACAUGCAGCUACAACAGGAGGCACUGGCGCGCAUGCAGUACCCCUCCGCCUCUCAGGUCGCGCUGGGCGGGCCUGCCCUUCGUGGCGGUGGUGGUGGUGGUGGUGAAUCUCCCUUUCCUCCUUGCCUUUUUCCUCCGCAACAUCGCCUGCAAGAACAAAACCGUGGUCUACCAGCUUUCAUUGGCAGUUGGGGGCUGCUAUUCGAGGCUCAGUGGGGCGGCAACCAGACCGGAGGAGCAUCCGUGGUCCGAACUACCGGUGCAGGUUCGGGCCGAGGAAGUGGUUCAGGUUCAGGCCGAGCCAGCGGCUCGCCUUUAGGCUCAGCUUUUGGCCGAAGCGGCUUUUCUGGCCGGGCAGCAGCUGUCCAUCCAGUUGGGUUUGGGGAGGGAGGAAGAGGAGGAGGAAGUGGGGAUGCGGGGCAAUGGAGAAUUGUGAAGCACGAUGGGUAUGGAGGAGGGGGGGGCUGGUGGGAAGUGGAUAAUUCGUUCACGCAUGGGCGCGGGUAUGCUCGUGCGCAUGCAGCCAGUGCAUACGGCCACGGCACAGCAGACAGCCACUCGGCCAUGGAUAAGGCAUGGCGUGGGCUGCAAUGGGCGUCUGGGUGGGCAGGCAUAGCGCACAUGCCUCUCGACCUCUGCCUGCGCUGCUCCCUCGCCGUUGUUGUUGCCAGCUACAGCUGGAUGGCCCAUCCUGCCAGCUCAGCAGAUCCUGCCAGCUCAGCAAGAGAUGCGUGUGCGCAGAGCACGGUGCUGCUGGUGCUGGCGUGCUGCCACCUGCUCUACCUCGCCCUCGCCCGUCCCUUCAUCAGCACGACUCUCCUCCUCUCUGCCCUCCUUGCCUCCGCCUCACACGUUUCUCUCUUCUCCGUCGCUCUUGCCAUUGCCACGGGCGCCACUCCCCCCUCUGCUGCUGCAGCGGCAGGGGCAGGGCUACAAGCGCUGCUGCUGGUGUCGUUCCUGGGUCACUUGCUCUGCUUCCUGCGUGCCUUAGCGAAAGACACUGCAGGGGUGGGGGUGAAGUAUUAUGAGGGUGCGUUUGGGAGGAGCAAGGGGCUGGGAGGUGGAGGGAGGGGGGGGAAUGUUAGGGGAGGAGCGGAGGGGGAAGAGCAGGGGUGUGCGGGGUCCGUCAGUGAGGCGGCUGGCACGGACCGAUCGGUGACUCUGACUGGAGGCUUUCUAGGCGGCCUGUCACUACUUGCAUACGGCCUCGUGCUCCUCUUCCUCGGCCCCUUUGGCUUCGGCUCUUCCAGAUCUGAUUCGGGCGGCGAUUCUGCGAGCCAAUCGGGGUGGAGGAGAGGGUGGGGCGUGGGGAGGAGUGGGGGAGGAGGAGAGGGGGACAGGGGCGGAUGGGGAGGGGGGAUAGGGGCGAGGUUUCACAUGGAGAGGCGGGGUGAGCUGGGAGGGUCGCCAGAGGCGGCUUUUCCUGUGAAGGGCAGCUCCAGGGGGAGCAGCAGAGGCAGGUCGGGCAGCCAGAGCUCCAGUGGUGACAACAGUAGCGGUGGUGGCGGCAGUAGUGGCGGUGGCGGUGGUGGCAGUGGUGGCAGGAAAGCUUCUAACGGCCCUGCUUAUAACGAGUAUGGUUCUCCGAGCCAGGUGACGGGGUCCGAGCCUAGACCGAACCAGUCUGGGGCCUCUCGUUUGGAUUCAGCAGGGCAAGCAGGUAUGGGGGAUAGAACCUCUAGGGGGAGGGAGAGAGGAGAGUCCGGGGGAAGGGGGGAAGGUGGGGAGGCGGGGGGAUAUGGAACGGACGAGGGGGAGGAGUGGCGGAACUCCCCCCGAGCGCUCAUGCAGCUGCUGCCUAUGCUGGCGCCCUCGUGGGCUACAGAAGGGGCGGGGGGGGAAGGAAGAGGGGGAGGGGGAGGGAACGGGGGAAAGGGGGGACGAGGAGGAGGGGAUGGGGCAUCAAGGGAAGGUGCUAGUGCUGCUGCUGCCGCUGCUGUUCCUGCUGGUGCUGGCACGGCAGGUGGGGGCGGUGCCGGGGUGUUGGGUGCGGUGCUGGGAGCAGGUGCUGCAGCAGCUGCGCUGGGUGUUGGCGUUGUGACUGCAGCUGCUGCUGCUGUCACUGGCACUGGCGCUCACAAGCAUGAGAGGCGAGGGGGGGGUAUGCACCUGCUCAGCCCCAGCAGGUGGGGGAAAAAGGGCCGGCAGGAGAGGGAGAAGCAGGGAAGGGAUGGAAGUGCACAUAUGGCAGUGGCUGCUCUUGGUAAUGCUCCUGCAGUUCCUGCCUCUCCCACUGCUGCUGUUGGUAAUGCUCCUGCAGUUCCUGCCUCUCCCACUGCUGCUGUUCCUGGCAAUGGUUCUCCAAGCCCGCUCUCUCCGCGGCGCCUCUCCCCGCUGCCUGUGCUGUGUGGCAACCACAGCGGCGCCCUGGCAGCAGCAGCAGGGGCGAGCGUGGGCGGUCCCUCCGCGUCUGCUGGGCCGUCAACCUCUCUGCACUCUGAUUCCUGGUCCUCCCUCUCCUCCCUCUCCUCCAGUGAGCGCUCUGCUGGCGCUGCUGCUGCUGCUGCUGCUGCACUGAUGGAGGGAGUGGGGGGAAGGAGAGGCGGGGGAGGGCGAGGGGAUCGGGGAGGGCGCGGGGAGGAUCCGUUUGGGGGGCUGCGGGCGAGGGUGGAGUAUUUGAGAAGCAGGCGGAUGCAGCAGGUGGGUGGGGGGGCUGGGAGAGAAGAGAGGGGUGCGAGAGGGGAGAGGAGAGAGGGGUUGGGGGGAGGAGGUGUGAGAGAAGGGAGGCGAGAAGGCAACAGGAGCAGAAGUGGGAGGGAGGAGAGGAGGAAGGGUAGAGAGAGGGGAAAAACGGGAGCAGGGGAAGGGGAGCUUGGUGGAGUGAGGGAGGGAGAGGAGCGGGAGGAGGGGCAGGAGAGAGGGGUAGAAGUGGUUGUAGACACGGAAACGAACAUGAGCUGGGCUUCUAGUGUGGGCUCUGGGGGUGGGCCGGAGUGGAUCAAAGAAAUGAAGGGGCGCGGAGGGGGGAAGUGGAGGAAAGGGAGGGGGGUGAACGGAAGCAGAGGAGGAGGGGGGGAGGGCGAGGAGGGGACGAUGGGGUCAGCGGCAUGGUCGGGGAUAGGCGGGGUGCGGGUGGACAGUAUGGGGUUCCGUGUUGACAGUGUCAAGUCCGUUCAGAAGCCUCAGGGCGACCAAACUCAUGGCGCUGCUCCACAUGCCAAGGCGGCUGCAGCUGGUGCUCAAGUUGGUGUUGCAGCAGCAGCAGCAGCAGCAGCAAGAGCGGGAGCAGGAGGAGAGGGCGAUCUAGGGCGGUCUGUUGUGGCCAGCUGCAGCGUGGGCCCUGAUUGCAGCCCCACCAUCCUCACCCCCACCUCGCACACCCCCAUCACUCCACACGACCACCAUCACACCCUCUCUCGCAACAAAUCUCUUGAUGCCAAUUCCGGUCCCGAUGAAUAUCCGUCCCCCUCCCUCUCCCCUUCCCCUUCGCACGCGCCUACCCCUAGAAGGCCGCACCGCCUGCCGUCCCUCCCUGAAGCGCCUCAGAGCACCUCUCCCGACCCCCGCCGGCCCUACACCCCACAGCCCAGAGCGGUGAAGAACGGUUAUGCAUGGUCCAGCAGGCACGCUGCGUAUGGCACAGACACUGAAGCUUCUAGGGAAGCUUCUGAGGUGACUCCAGGGGCGUUCCCCCCUGCUUCUGAUGCUGCUGCCGGUGUUGCUGUUGCGGAUGGGGCAGGUGCAUCUGGAGCAGGUGUAUCUGGGGCAGGUGCGGUGGUUCAGGCCGUUGGUAUGCCCAAGGCUGCUUUUGCGGUCACCCCACAGCUGAACCCUCAACGUAGACCCAACCGUGUUCGACCCUCCGCCUCCUCCUCUCGCUCCCUCUCUGCUUCUUCUCAGGCGUCCAGUGCUACAGCUGCCGUGCCGUCCUCCCCCUCGGCCCUCACGGUAGAUGCGGCUGUGGAAGCCAUGGCUGCUGCAGCAGGGGGCGAUCCCGCCCUACAGCCAGGGAUCUGGGGCAUGGUGGCUGGUGCUGCUGGGUCCAUCAUGGGAAGCUUCUGGGGUGCUUCUCCCGAGGAUGGGAGAGGGAUGGAGGGGAGUGGGAAGAGAGGAGGGAGUGGAGCGGAUAUGGAGGGUUCUCUAUCACAACUUGACGGAUCUCUUUCGCAAAUGGAAGGCUCCCUCUCUCAAAUGGAAGGCUCCCUCUCUCAAAUGGAAGGGUCUCUUUCGCAACUCAAUGGCUCCAUGUCUCAGACCCUCACACCCCUCUCCUCCGUCUCUACCCCACCUUCCCUCUCCUCGCCCUCCACCUCUCCAUCCGCUCUCUCUAACACCCUAUCCAACGACAAAGAACCUCACUCUCUCUCUCGCAGCAUCACCCCUCUCGCCUCCCUCACUCCCGCCUCCUCGCUCUCCCCUCUCUCCUCCGCCGCCCCCCUCUCCUCCCUCUCCUCGCCCCAAUCAAGCUGCGACACCUCAGCAUCCGGCUCGCAGGCUGCAGGGAAGGGGUAUGAGCAGGGAGCGGCUGUCUUUGAGGCGCCUCAGAGAAAUAAGGGCCAUGAGCACGGGGCACUGGCGGAGGCAGCAGGGCGCAAGGAGGGGCGAGAGGCAGCAGCACUGGCGCUGCCGCCAAACCGAG